AUGCAGCCCUUCAGCAUCCCGGUCCAAAUCACACUACAGGGUGGUCGAAGGCGCCAGGGGAGGACAGCACUCUUGUCUUCAAGCAAAAGUGAUGGAGAUCGGCUGAAGGUACACCCAAAGCUUCCAUCAAGCGCCGGUGAGGACCGUGCCACACUGCUGGGCAUUGCCAUGAUGGCCUCCUCCGUGCUGAUGUUCUUCCUGUUGGGAACCACUGUGUUGAAACCCUUCAUGCUCAGCUCUCAUAGAGAAGAAUCAAACUGCACCGCCAUCCACACUCACAUUGAGGAUGAUUGGCUGGACUUGGCCUUCACCUGUGAGGGCAGCUGCCAGGACCAGGGCGGGUACCCCUGUCUGCAGGUGUUUGUGAACCUCAGCCACUCAGGAGAGAAAGUGCUUCUCCACUAUGAUGAUGAAGCAGCCAGGACCAACCCCAAGUGUUUUUACACACCUAAGUGUCAGCGAGACAGGGAUGGUCUGCUCAACAGUGCCCUGGACAUCAAGGAAUUCUUCGAUCACAAAAACGGAACUUUCCCCUGCUUCUACAGUCCGGAUGGCCAGCUGGGAGUUGUCCUGAGGAAGUCUGGCCACAAGGUUGUCUUCCACUGCUUGUUUUGGCCUUCGUUGACUUUGCUGGGCGGGGCCCUGAUUGUUGGCCUGGUGAAGCUGACACAGCAUCUGUCCCUUCAGUGUGAGCAGUACAGCACAGUGGUGAGGGCUCAGGCCGGGGCCAGAGCACGCUCUGUGGGCUGGCACAGGUCUACGCUGUACAGUGUAGCAAAGAGCCAGGGAGGGAACAGAGAGCGCUGCAGGGGGCGGUCCAGCUCUCCCUCCCUGAGAUGCUCCAGCUGAAGGCUUGACCACUGCCAGGUACACUUGUGAUCCCAGCACUUGGGCGGCUGAGGCAGGAGGACCAGGUCAAAGCCAGCUUGGGCUAUAUACAGAUCUCAUCUAAGAAAAAGGUCGGCUGGGGUUGUAGCUUCCAGAUAAGAGCACUUCCCUCGAAAGCACAAGGCCCUAGGUUUGGAUCCCCACCACUAGGAACAAUCAUAUCUGCUUACAAACCUGCUGUGUGAAGGACAAAGUGGGC
Molecule: messenger RNA, 1087 nt
Organism: Meriones unguiculatus (Mongolian gerbil)
Lineage: Eukaryota; Metazoa; Chordata; Mammalia; Rodentia; Muridae
Gene: Kcnmb3
Product: potassium calcium-activated channel subfamily M regulatory beta subunit 3
Exons: 4
Coding region: 1-849 (282 amino acids)
Biological process (GO): detection of calcium ion; potassium ion transport
Cellular component (GO): membrane; voltage-gated potassium channel complex
Molecular function (GO): calcium-activated potassium channel activity; potassium channel regulator activity
Source: RefSeq, a predicted model, not a curated record